Messenger RNA from Ilyonectria robusta, 1131 nucleotides. RefSeq lists its product as uncharacterized. The transcript is spliced from 3 exons. Lineage: Eukaryota; Fungi; Ascomycota; Sordariomycetes; Hypocreales; Nectriaceae. The record is from RefSeq and is a predicted model, not a curated record. Bases 1 to 1131 code for a protein of 376 amino acids.
AUGUCUCCUCCCGCUCCCUUCCCCACUGGCCCCUCGAACCCUCACAAACCUCUUGAGAGCCAGACAAACGCGGGCAGUGAUAUGUCCAUGAUGGUUUUCAUCCAGCCAGACUGCCCGUCCAGGUUUGCCUAUCAGGACCAGCAUCGCAUCAAGGGACUCAACGCAGAGGCAUUGGCGAGGGUCUUCCUACCUGCCCCGUCCUGGAUUUUGACUCCCGAGUAUGCGCAACUUCGGUCAGACCCCGACAACCCCUCCAGCUGCAUCUUCUUCAGCCUCAACCUUUCCAUCUACAAUCAACCAGUCGUUGCAUCAGAAUGGACCGAGCAAUGGUUCUUCAUGAACGGUCGUGUUCACCCAUACGCCUUGACCUGGGAGGUUGAACAGCGAGAUGGCCUAGAGUCGGAUACUGGCGCCAUCACACAAUACACCAUUCCGGCUCUCAUCAUCCGUGAUCAGGGCUACCAGCCCAUUGUCCCCCGAAACUUUGCCUCCGUAGACCACUUCCCCGCUGUCCCUCCCGUUGUCUCGUUCACCGGCCCUGUUGUCAGUUCCGGCCGCACACUGCUACGAAAGGAGUCUAUUCCAGGACUCGACAGCGUCCAGUUGAAGUGCUGUGGCUUCGUUCAACUUUCUACGUUCAUUGCCCCUGGAAACCCUGACAAGACUCCCUUCAAAGGCUUCCAUCCAUUCCAGGUCUUUGUCAUCUUCCCCAUCCAUGCCAAUCCUUGGGUAACCCUGUGCAAGAAAAUGGUCGAGAGACAGGGCACCCAGUUCCAGGCUAACGCGCUUUUCACUUGCACGGGCAAAGUUGUCGGCCUGCUCGACCACAACAUCAUGGCGCACCCGCCCGGCUUUGACCGAGACUACGUUUUCAUCGUCACCCCUACGAAGAAACGACGCCUAUCCCCGGCCUCUUCUAGCACCAUCCCCUCUUCUCAAAGCAACGAGCCUAUCAGAUCCCUCGCGGUUUCGGCUUCCUCACAAGAUGAACUUGAUGUAUCGGAGGCGGAUGUUGCCACUACCUAUCGUCCAGAUCCACCCGCAUCCGAUUCAAUCACAGCGUUCUCGUCAGACUCGCCCCGGCCGCAUCGCAACCGUCAUCCCCCAAAGAAAUAUCAGGAAUUUGAAUAG